ACGCCGCAAUUACUUACUGAUAUUAAGCCUAGACCCUCGACAAAUAAAUUCCCGAUCCAGGACGAAGGUCGAUCUUUCUAACCCGAGUCAGGUCUAUCAUGGAAGAAUACGAUUUUAUCAUCGUCGGGGCAGGGCUUUCAGGAGUCGAUGCUGCAUAUCGCCUCAAAUCCCAACUUCCACAGUGCUCAUACAUCAUCUUGGAAGCUCGGGAAGAGAUUGGCGGUACCUGGUCGUUCUUCAAGUUUCCUGGUGUUCGAUCAGAUUCCGAACUUGCUCUGCUGGGCCUCCCCUGGCGGCCAUGGACACACGAGAAUGAUAUGGCAGACGCUGAUCUCAUCCGCGAGUAUAUCGAAGAUGCGGCACGAGCUGAGGGUAUCGACAAGAAAAUACAUUUUGGUCAUCGAGUCACCGGCGCUAGUUGGUCUUCCGACGAACAGCGCUGGACUUUAUCAGUUCUCGCGGCCGAUGUUAAAAAGGAGUUAAAUGCCAAAUUUCUACUUGCUUGUACUGGAUACUACGAUUACGCCAAGCCACUUCAAGCCGAUAUACCGGGUAUGAGUAAUUUUCAAGGUACGAUUGCGCACCCGCAGUUCUGGCCUACAGACCUUGACUACGCCGGCAAAAAGGUCAUCAUAAUCGGCUCUGGCGCAACCGCCGUCACUAUGGUCCCAGUAAUGGCCAAGACAGCGAGCCAAGUGACGAUGCUUCAACGGAGUCCUUCCUAUGUCAUGAGCCUUCCUCUGUCAAGCCCGGUUAAUGUAUGGCUGAAGAAGCAUCUUCCGGGGCGUAUUGCUCAUUUAAUCAACUGGUGGAUCUCUCUUAUUAUGGAGAAUCUCUUCGUGUCCUUUAGCAUAAACUUCCCGAAUCAGAUGAGGAAUAUCAUAACGAAAGAGAUGAGGGCAUUGUUGCCGGCUAAGAUCGACGUCGACGUCCAUUUCAACCCUAAGUACGACCCCUGGGACCAACGGGUGUGUAUGUGUCCUGAUGGCGACUUCUUUAAAGCGUUACAUCAGGAUAAUUGCGACAUAGUCACCGACCGUAUCCGAAGUGUUACAGAGGAUGGCAUAUUGACAGAGUCUGGGAGGAAGUUAGAAGCAGAUAUUAUCGUGCCGGCGACUGGCCUACGCCUCCAUCUGUUCGGAGGCAUAAUUCCCGUCGUCGACGGAGAUCCGGUCAACAUAGGGACUAGCUAUUGUUGGAGAGGAACCAUGCUUUCCGGCCUUCCGAAUGCCGGAACUGUGACCGGAUACACGACGACUUCAUGGACGGUCGGAGCGGACGCCAGCAUUAAAUUGCUCAUCGACGUUUGGAAGCGCAUGGCAAAGAUAGGGGCAACCUCAGUCGUUCCAGUUCAUUCUCAUGACGACAUUCACUCGUCUAAGCCGGUGGUAGCACAUAGCUCGACUUAUUUCGUCAUGGCACAGAGUAGGUUUCCUAGAAUCACGGGCGAAUCACCGUGGUAUGGCCGCAAGAAUGUGUUUUUCGACUACUUCCAGCUCUGGUUUGGAAGCUUGACAAAGGGCUUGAAAUAUACCUUGGCUUCAAAAAAGAAUGAAUAAUAGUCAAAGCUUAGCUCAUAUAUCGGUCGAAGUCGAAGUAAUCUACAUGCACCAGUUUAGUACCUACAUGUAGAAUUGAUGAAUGUUACUUUCAAUAGGUACUGACCUAGGGCCCUCCUAUGUACCUUCUUUAUACAUACGCGAACACGUGUAUAAGUCCCUCUUUGUGGGGUAUUUGAUGGUGCCUAGGUAGGUAGCAUCCAAAGUAAAGAGAAUUGGCCAAUUAUUAGCAAGAUCCAAGUGUUGAGAUGUACGUAUUUAUUCAAUGUAUCCAUGGAUACGCACAUACCUACCUAGCUGCUUAGGUACCUCUAGAAUUGAAGCGGGUAUGAUAUUGGUUCUAUAUUCGAUUAUGUGGUCGGAGAGGAAGACGCUCGGGUUAAAUUUCUGCCAAAGCAAUCAACUUAAAUAAUUGGGGUAAUAUUCCCCGCAGAUUUUUCGAAGCGGGAACCUUAUUGGAGAUUAGGUAGGUACUAGGUACCUAUCUUAUCGAAUCUCGUAUGUCAUUGAGCUCCGUCCCUACCUGCAUAGCACUA
This is a messenger RNA of Annulohypoxylon maeteangense, 2095 nucleotides long. RefSeq names its product FAD/NAD(P)-binding domain-containing protein. Gene Ontology annotation, molecular function: NADP binding; N,N-dimethylaniline monooxygenase activity; flavin adenine dinucleotide binding. Bases 99 to 1559 code for a protein of 486 amino acids. The transcript is spliced from 4 exons. The record is from RefSeq and is a predicted model, not a curated record. Lineage: Eukaryota; Fungi; Ascomycota; Sordariomycetes; Xylariales; Hypoxylaceae.